AUGGAGGAGAAUCGUCAGGCGGCGGUGCAACGUGCAGAUAACGAGGAGGAUAGACGGCACCAGUUGAGGCUGCAGAACCUUGCCGCACUCAAGGAACAGAUCAAGGCACAUGAAACCGCAAAGAUUAUGGAAGCAGAGCGUAUCGAGGAGGAGAGUAUACGCGUGAACCAGGCCAACAUAGCGAUGCAGAUAGAUGAGGCGCAGAAGCUGAAAGAAAAACACGCAAGACAGGCCAAACUGAAGGAAAUUCUCGAUCAGGGUAACGCGGAGCUGCUGUACUACAAGCAGCUGCAGAUGGAGGAGGAGCGCAUCAUGGACCUGAGGAUCGCCAACUUCCUGAAGCAGCGACAAGAGCGCGAGGCGCGCAACCGCGCCGACGCCGACGCCGUCAAGGCCGCCAAGCAGAAAGGGAUCGACCACAUCGCCAAGGCUCAGAAGGCAGAGCAAGAGUUGAAAGAAGAGCUCGACAGGAUUCGCAACUUGAAGAUCCAAGAGGACGUGGAAAGAGAAUACCGACGAAAAGAGAGAGACGCCGCCAUCAGAAGGAACAAGGAGAUGAAACAACUGCACGAAGCUAGAGUACAACAGAUUCACGAUAUUCACCGUCUGAUCGCACGGGAGAUCGCUAAAGACGAGCAGAGUUUCAACAACGCAGCGCGUCAAAACGAAGAGUUCAUACAGAAGGAGAAAGCGGUGAGUGCCAUCUGUUAGCUAGGGUUGCCAAGCUUUAUCUUGGAUUUCCUUGCCAGAUACCGGGCGCGGACCACGUCAGAGGGUAUAAGGGUGGUUUUUGUCAGGUAGGCCAACAGCACUGGACCGUCGUCCCUUGCAAAUGGAGAGCCCCGGUUAAGACCGUCGUCGUCCUAGUCGAUAAAAUGUUAAGGUCAGUUCUUUUCGGUGUAAAAAAAGGUUUGCCAAGUCUUGGGGCGGGUCCAUGUGGAUGAAAAGUUACACGCUCCCCCUGCCACCAAUCAAGCGGCGGGGACAAUGCAUUCCCCUACGAUAUAAAAAAGGCCGUGUUUUCUCAAUAGACUUGUUUUUGACAGUUUUUAGGCAACGUCCUGGUUUUCUUAUAUUUUUCAAAAAACCUUGUUUUUAACUACCUACACUCUGACCAGUCAGACACCUUGGUCAGUUAACAACAAAAAUGUAAAAAAAAAUAUCUUUGUCAUUAAUGAUGAUUCCAGUUGGAUGAAAAACGAAAGGCGCGCGUCGAACGUCACCGGCAAGAGAUCAUGA
Messenger RNA from Diatraea saccharalis (sugarcane borer), 1239 nucleotides. Lineage: Eukaryota; Metazoa; Arthropoda; Insecta; Lepidoptera; Crambidae. The record is from the annotation of a GenBank genome assembly.